This is a messenger RNA of Saxophila tyrrhenica, 615 nucleotides long. RefSeq lists its product as uncharacterized. The coding region runs from base 1 to 615 and encodes 204 amino acids. The record is from RefSeq and is a predicted model, not a curated record. Gene Ontology annotation, molecular function: protein binding. NCBI's taxonomy places the organism in Eukaryota, Fungi, Ascomycota, Dothideomycetes, Mycosphaerellales, Extremaceae. The transcript has 2 exons.
AUGGCGUCAGCAUCAGACGCAAACGCACCGACUACUACCACUAGGAACCACUUCGAGGGCGAAUACUCGGCAAGCGACUACGCAAGACAGCAUUGCGAAAGCGCCGCUCGGACGAGACAUUGCGGGACGACGGACGGAACGAAAUCCUGCUCAAAGCUGCUGCCGAAGGCCAGACUCAAGGUCUCGUACCUCAUCCGCUUAGGAGUUGACCUUGACCACAGCGACGACAAGGGCUACACCGCGCUUCACCACGCCGCUCUGAGCGGAUUCGAAGACACUGUUGAGGUGCUACUCGCUGCUGGAUGUGAUUUCAAUGCUGCAAGUCUGGACCAUGGCACUCCGCUUCACUUGGGCGCAUUCAAAGGGCGCAAAAACGUGGUAGACCGACUGCUGAGCUACCGCGCCAAAGUCAAUGCCGAGAGUAGACUCUUCGGCUCGCCGCUACAUUGUGCAGCUAUCUUUCCAUCCUUUGCCAUUGCAUCUGUACUUGUCAAAAAGGGUGCCGAUGUGAAGAAAAAGAGCAUACUCCUGGGGGAGACCUCCAGAUUGUGGUUCCUUGCAUCAGUGACCGAAGGAACUAUGGAGCUGGCGUUUCAAACCAACGUAGCCGUCUAG